This is a messenger RNA of Poeciliopsis prolifica (blackstripe livebearer), 1280 nucleotides long. It is a transcript of the gene stx16, whose product is annotated as syntaxin 16. The record is from RefSeq and is a predicted model, not a curated record. The transcript is spliced from 9 exons. Gene Ontology annotation, biological process: intracellular protein transport; vesicle-mediated transport; vesicle fusion. Gene Ontology annotation, cellular component: endomembrane system; membrane; SNARE complex. NCBI's taxonomy places the organism in Eukaryota, Metazoa, Chordata, Actinopteri, Cyprinodontiformes, Poeciliidae. The coding region runs from base 308 to 1276 and encodes 322 amino acids. Gene Ontology annotation, molecular function: SNAP receptor activity; SNARE binding.
GUGUUUACGUACACGCACUUCCGUAGCUCUCUGAGAGAAGAGCAACCGUUCCCAAUUUGACCAUAAAUACAAAACUGUCUUGAACUUUCGGGUUUUCUCUCGACACUAAAAUUUAAUGCCAGAGAAGCUCGAGAGAUCAAUCAUGAUCGGAGAGAUUUGAUGGUGCUGUGACCGCGAGAUUUCCCCUUAACUCUUCGCAGGUAAAAGCUAAAGCUAGCAGCGCGUCAUUGGAGGUAAUUUACUAAACCAUCGGCUGAUCCGCAGUCAGUUUUGUCCUCUGUUAACUCAGAGCUCAGCGAAGGCAGUCAUGGCCACUCGGCGUCUGACCGAUGCCUUCUUGUUAAUGCGGAACAAUGCGAUCCAAAACCGGCAGAUUUUGGCUGAGCAAGUGAGUACAUUCGACCCCCGUCUGAGUACACGUAGCAAUGCUGCGGAGCUUGAUGAGUUGGCUGAUGACCGGAUGGCUCUGGUCUCUGGGAUCAGUCUGGACCCAGAAGCUGCUAUCGGCGUCACAAAGAAGCUGCCUCCCAAAUGGAUAGAAGGGAUCGACGAGAUCCGGUACGACAUCACACGGAUCCAGCAGAAGAUGAGGGACCUGGCUUUGCUUCACGACAAGCACAUGAACCGUCCAACGCUGGACGACAGCAGCGAGGAAGAGCACGCUAUAGAGAUCACUACCCAGGAGAUCACGCAGAUGUUCCACCGAUGUCAGCGAUCCGUGACGGGCCUGCAGUCUCGCCGGGGCCACUGCACCGAGCAGGAGGAGAGGCUCUUGGUGAACGUGGUGUCGUCCCUGGCACAGAGCCUGCAGGACCUGUCCACCAACUUCAGGCACACGCAGUCCAGCUAUUUAAAACGUAUGAAGAAUCGGGAGGAGAGAUCGAAGCACUUUUUUGAUUCAGGACCUUUAAUGGAAGAGGAUGAAGAGUUGGCUCUGUAUGACAAGGGGUUCACAGAUGAUCAGCUGAUGCUGGUGGAGCAGAACACGGUUCUGGUGGAGGAACGGGAGCGGGAAAUCCGACAAAUAGUGCAGUCCAUCUCGGACCUGAAUGAGAUUUUCCGGGAUUUGGCGGGAAUGGUGGUGGAGCAGGGAACUGUUCUGGACAGAAUUGACUUCAAUGUGGAGCAGGCUUGUGUAAAAACAGAAGAUGGACUAAAACAGUUACAGAAGGCGGAGCAGUAUCAGAAGAAAAACAGGAAGAUGCUCAUCAUUUUGAUCCUUUUUGUCAUAGUCAUUGUUCUAAUUAUUAUUCUUUUUGGAACAAAGUUUAAGUGAAGCC